Molecule: messenger RNA, 600 nt
Organism: Cyphomyrmex costatus
Lineage: Eukaryota; Metazoa; Arthropoda; Insecta; Hymenoptera; Formicidae
Gene: Tim9a
Product: translocase of inner membrane 9
Exons: 2
Coding region: 253-528 (91 amino acids)
Source: RefSeq, a predicted model, not a curated record
UGGCUUAUUGUAGAAGGCCCAUAAUAGAAAUGAAGAAUAAAAGCAUCUCUUGGAGUAUAGUGGAGAGUACGCGGGAAUUAAAAGGUCACUUUUAUAUUUCUUUCCGUCACUGUUAUAUUUUUCAGCGUUCCUAAAACACCUGCACCGUAACUGUAUACAUAUAUCAUGCGCACGUGUUUGUCCUAACCUCAAAUCACAAAGUAGCAGAAAAGCUGAGAAAGAUAUUUUAACGAAGAUAUUAAAGCUUUAACAAUGGCGAUGCAAGUCCCGACUGACGUGGAUGCCGAUCAGAUUAAAUCUUUUCGAGACUUCUUGACUUCGUACAAUAAGCUCUCCGAAAUUUGCUUUAUCGACUGCAUAACGGACUUCACGACGCGAGAUAUCAGAGCCAAAGAAGAGAAAUGUGCUCUCAACUGCAUGGAAAAAUAUCUGAAGAUGAAUCAGAGGGUAUCACAACGUUUCCAAGAGUUCCAAAUAACUGCCAAUGAAAAUAUUCUGGCAGCUAAAAAACAAGGUCAGGCAAAUUGACUUAACUAAUAAAAAUGUAAGAUUGUAUCGUGAACAUCCUAUCCGAAUCUUCGUAUUGUAAUAUCAUAAGAU